Messenger RNA from Equus caballus (horse), 3273 nucleotides. RefSeq names its product family with sequence similarity 149 member A (gene FAM149A). NCBI's taxonomy places the organism in Eukaryota, Metazoa, Chordata, Mammalia, Perissodactyla, Equidae. The record is from RefSeq and is a predicted model, not a curated record.
CUUAGCAACCGCCAGCGCCCUCCCGGGCCGUCGGCGGAGGCCCAAACCUCUGCCCUCCGCUCGUGGUGGCGCUGGCAGUUGAAGCAUGUCACCUCGGUGGGCUCCGGGACCUUUGGCCCUCGGGGUCUGGUAGUACGGGGACAGGGCAGGAACUGCUCCCCGCAAGGGGUGGCCACGAUCCCUCCUGCCUUCUGCAGCCUGAGCACCCUGCGGGCGGCCCUGGGCUUCGCGGAAGGUCAGUCCGACGGGGUGCGGGGCUGAGCGCGGGAGAGGCUCCUCCGUGCCGAGAGCGCACCAAGGCCGCCGAGGCUCCGCGGCAUGCGGGGACCCCAGGACCCUCGUCGCCGCCUGGGGCCCCGUCCGAUCCCUGGGAGCAGCGGUGGAUGGAGCCUUGCAGCCUGAUUCCCGGGGAUCUUCAAAUACGGGCAGCCGCGGGGACAGCACUUCCAAGGCUGGGACAUGAAGGUCGCUGUGUUGGACCUUGGGUCUCUCUUUGCCAAAAUCUUCAAGACCUCGACGGCGCCCCCGGCCGUCCCCUCCCCGGUCGCCUCCUCCAGCCACUCGGGAGGCGCUGCCAGCGCAGGGCGCGCGGGCUCCGGGGCGGGCAGCUCGCUUAGCACGGCCACGACCCUGACCCUCUUCCCGGCCCUGGCGCCACACUCCCCUUCUGCCUCGCGGGGGGCGCCCGUCCCGCUCCAUCCUCUGCUCACCGCCUCCUACCCCAGGGUCUCGGUCGCGAGACGCGCAGCAGAAGCAGUAGGGACCCUCGUCUCGCUGCCCAGUAGCCCGAGGGUAACCAAAGGUCAGCCCCUGCCCCUACCCCAGCCCCUAGCCCUGACCCCUUCCGGCGGUGGCUGCAGCGCCGGGGGCUCCCCCGCGCACCUGGUGGCCUUGGCGCGCCCGCCCCCGGGCCCUGGCGGGGUCUGGGCGGCGCUGCCGUCCAUCGGGGGCGCCACGGGCAGCGGCAGUUUAGCCUCGAGCCCAAGGAACCUCCGCUCGGCCGGCCCCGGAGAACGAGAGCCCAGCGCUGGGAUUCCCCCCGGGCCUGGCGCCAAGACCCUGUUCUUCACCCUGCCCGACAUCGGCGAGGAGUGGGCCUCGGACGGCGACUCGGAGGAUGGCGGAGAAGCGAAAGGACUGUCAGAAGGAUCUGGAAAGCACAGUUUUGCUGUGAAAAGCAAAGAUUCUCUGCCUACACGUUUUACAAGAAAUGUGCAGAAAGCCAUUGAUAAAUAUACCUGUGACUCCCUGUCAUCGUUUUCAUCCAGUGGAAGUACCUCUCGCCCAGAAGCCCACAGCUCUUGGUCUGAGUCUGAGACACAGAGUUCUACCACUGGCCUAUCUACCGAGCGGAGUUCCAUUUACUCUUGGAGAGAUGAUGAGUUUGACAAAGCCAACGCACAGAAAGUACAGCAGUUAUUCUGGGAGGUCGAGGAAAUGUUAUUUGAAGGGAAAGUGAGCCCUCAGACUCAGAAUCUCCUGGCUGAAUGCAGCGAGUGGGCACGAAGGUCCCUCCAUCUCAGAGUAUUAGGAAGACAGCUCAUCCUGCCAACUGAUGAAGGCUUCCAACAUUUCCAGGGCAGCGAGCCUGGUUCUGUAGUCCACAAACCCUUCUUUGAUGCCUGUGAACGCAACAGCAACAUCAGAGAGUUGUGCAUCUCUGGCUCUCAGAUACUCCCAGUAGCACCCUCGGCCCCUCCCCUGCCGGGCCCUGGUUGCACAGGGGUUGCUCACCUUCCAGCGUGUUCAUCCCUCGAAGAAGAGGUUUAUGAUGUGGAUGGAAAGAUUGAAGAGUAUUUCGCUUUUGACAGAAGAGAAGAUGACGACGAAUGCCUUGAACCAAAAUCAGCUCGGCAUCGUAGGACGUGGCGUAAACAUGGACUUCCUCCCGUUUCCCCUCAUGACUGCAUCAAAGAUGCGGUGGCUGCAGAAGUGUUUGAUGACGUCUGGACAAAUGUGGUAGAAAUAUUGGAAGAGCUGAUUAGAAAAAACUGGGAAAUUACACUCACAGAAGGAAAAAAACAGAAAGAAAACUUGAAAGUAGCUGAGAAUAAAUCUCCACACCUACUCAUAUCCCGUAUUAACACUGAUGUAUCCAGUGUCCCCCCAUCCAGAAGUUCUGAAACUCGAAGUGUGUCCCUGGCUUCUCAUCUUAAUCCAGCUCAGAUUCAUCGCUUCUCCAGCAACUUUUAUAGUGAUUUGAAUGGUGUGAUGACAAUUCAAGCAAAACCGCUUCAGCAGAGACCUACCUAUUUUGCAGAUAAAACACAGAAUGAGCAAGAGGACAAAUCAUUGGGUGUAGGAGCCAGCGCUCUUUCCUCCGCACGGUAUCGUCUGGGACGAAUCUCAGAUAGUCGUGGGCUACAGAGUUCUGCAAAGAAAACGCCGACACAUAGGAGGCUGCCUUCUCUUACUUCCGACUCGCAGAGAAUGAAAACCCCCAAUGUGUGCAGUGAGGAAGUUCUUAGGGGAACAAAACUGCAAGCCGGCAUAGACCGCCUGUCCUCCCCACCAGUUCAAACCUCGCGGAGCAGGUUACCCCCAAUAGGCUCGGAGGCUGGUGAGCAGAGCGCGGCAGUUCCCGGAUCUCGCCCAGUUUCUUACAGAGGAAGGCAUCCACAAAGCCGUGUGUUAAGUGCGAUACCGGACAGUAUAGAACGGUCGCCUCUUCGAGAAAGAUCUCUGACUGUGGAACAGUUUUCAAGGCCCAGCACAACCCAUACAUUUCGGUCAGAGAUGCCUCGAAAAAGUUCACUGACCGUGAUGGAAUUUGCUAGUCACACAUGGACAGGUCAAGGUUUGACAGGUUCACAGUAUCAGUCUAAAUCUUUUCAGAGGACGACCUUGACUUCCAGAAAGAGAUUCCAAGUGGUGUCUUGAUGUUCCUUCGGCAGACCUACAACGCGGUUGGAGCACGCAAAGCCUCAGCACACCAUUUAUCACUUGAAAAACGGAAGAACAAGUAUUAUAUUAUGUAUGUUUGUCUGACAGUCUGAGAUGUUAGACGAUCUGAGAGAAAUGCAAACAAAUGGACAACUUAAUUUUGAACACUUUGCACUGUAGAGAGAAUACAAGUUAAACUGACCAAGCUUCCUCUUUAUGGGGACCUUUAUUCCAAGAAAAGUUCUUUAGGCUUUCCUGAGAAGAAUCUGAUAUGUGUUUAUAAUCCGUCAUUUUAUCAAUUAUACAUAGACACACACAGAAUUUGUGUAUGUAUUCACAUACUACUUAAUAUAUAAGAGUAUAUUAAUCUGGGAAUAUGCCAUUCUGUAA